Molecule: messenger RNA, 1173 nt
Organism: Tetranychus urticae (two-spotted spider mite)
Lineage: Eukaryota; Metazoa; Arthropoda; Arachnida; Trombidiformes; Tetranychidae
Source: RefSeq, a predicted model, not a curated record
UUAUUUUUUAAGAUUAGAACCAAAAGUGUCAAUAAAUCAAUUGUUUUGAAUUGAAACUUUACGUGAAAAAUGCUCCCAAGUAAAAACUUUGUGUUGAUAUUUAUGAUAUAUUAUAAUUCAAACAGAUUGAAUGAAGGUUAUCAGCAAGGUUACAAGGAAUUAUCUCGAUUGGGAACAAAUUUUUUAUUGAAAGGAAAUUUAAAAUAUGAGGAAUAUGGAAUUUCAAUGAAUUGGUUGAUAGAAGAGUCGAUAUUCGGUGAUGAAAAAAACAGUAUAGUUACAUUAAUAAAUGAAGAACAUGAAAGAGUUGAAAUAAAAGUGUUUCGCGAUUUUAAAAGGAAAAACAUUUCAUUGAUCUGUAUUCAAAAUGAGUGCGGACGAAAUACUGAUUUGUUGGAUAAAAGUUUGACGGGAUUAACUUCAGAUAUAACUCAGAUUGUGAAAGCCACACUGCUGUUGGGACCUUAUCGUAUGCUAUUGUGUGAAACUGGUGUAAACAAGGUGUAUAGUGAACAUUGGGAUUGGCCACAAAGGGUAACUUAUCCUUGCGGUCCUUUGUAUCUGAAGCCUGGUUUUCGAGAUUACGGUCGGAUUAAAUACAUUAAGAUACGUGAUAGUAAAAACCGUCUUCUUGUUGAUCAAAGAAAUGAAUCUGUAAACCUGAUUUUAUACAUAAAACAAACUGAGCCUUUUGAAAAAGCAGAAGUAUCAAUGUUGACAAAAAGUAAUCAAUACAAAUUCAAUGAAUCAAUUACUAAAUAUAAUGAAUCAGAAGUUGAUAGAGAAUAUGAAACAACUCAGCUUGCUAUAACAUCAUUGGAUUCAGUUACUGCGAUCGAGAUCAUUAAUAAACGAUUUCACCUCGAAUUUGUUUAUGACCGUAAAUUUGGUUUGAAAUACAUUCCAUCUGGUCUCAAUGAAUGCACCAUUGAAUCAAGCAGUGUUGAUAAUGAAUUAAAUUAUUUAGUUUCAGAAAGUUACAGAAAAGAGUUUGUAAAGGAACUUUAUUUACCAAGGAAUCUGGUUGCCGCAUACAGUAUGAAGUUAAGGGUUGAGGCUGAAUACAAUGUAACAAUUGGUAAUGGUCAGUAUGAUUUGGCAGUAAAAACCUAUUCAGAGUCAUAUUAUGCCGUAAGUCUCGUUUUAUUCAGAAUCAAGAAAAAGUUUUUGUAA